AGACCAGCGAAAGAAAAACAUGUUUUUAAAAUUUAAUACGAGGCUAAGAUAUCUGUACGCAAUUUGGGCUUUCCUGGAAUGUUUGGGAUUUAGUGGGCUUUUACAGGGGUGGGGUUCAUUGGUGUAUGUUUUAAAAGAUGAGGGCAUCUAUUCGGAUUUAUGUGGAGACCACUUCCAAAAUAACUCUACAGUUUCAAAUGAUACAAAAAAUGAUACAGACGGCGCUAACAAAAGUAGCGGCUGUCUUGAACAGGACUCGAAGCUGGCUUCCAUCUUCACGGUCGCCUCCUCCCUGUACGGCUUGUGCAGCGUAUUGCUGGGGCAGGUUUCCUUCAAGUUUGGGGCACGGGUUACCCGCCUUAUUGCCGUAUCAUUUUAUGUUUGUGGGGCGCUAAUGUUGGCAUUCACGACCAAAGAGUUACCUUGGUUAGCAUACCCUGGGCUGAUGUUGAUCGGCUUUGGUGGUGUAACCAUGAUCAUCACCUGCAUGCAAGUGGCCAACCUGUUCCCGCUGGGAGGAUCUGUGGUCAUUGGCUUUCUCAAUGGAGGAUUUGACACGUCGUCAGGCGUUCAGCUGAUGGUCAAGUUUGGAUACGAGAAUGGAAUCAGCAGGCGGACGUCUUACGUCAUCAUCGCCUGCUGUCAGGUGUUCACACUCAUCUCCAGUUUGUUCUUUUAUCCGAAGGAUUUUAUCCGCAAAAAUACCCAGGACCCCGUGAUUGCAUCAGAGGUCAAACAAGACAAUACAGAAUCAGAGACAGGCAAAGUGCAACAGACGGAAACAGAUAAGAACAUGGAGCGACAAACUGGAAAAGACACAAACACAGACAGAGAACUCAAAGAACAUGAAGGUUCUGGAACAUUUCGUGGCCUACUGAGACACGUGGUGUCCUUGACCUUUAUACUGCACGUGAUGUGGGUGUCUUGUCUUCAGCUCCGAUUUUUCUUCGUGCUGGGGUCAAUCAACACCAGUUUACAGAAGAUGGUCAGUUCACAGGCUGAAGUCAGCCACUACACCAACGUGAUGUUGUACACAAUGAUGACCGGCAUCUUCGUCUCCCCCGUCGCUGGAUUCUUCUACUCCUGGCAGACCAAAAUCUUUGCCAACAGCGUGUCCAGCGUACGACGCCAGGUGAUGCCGUCAGUGCUCCCCCUAGCGGCGACCACCGUGUUCAGCGUCAUCAUGUCCAGUCUCCUGCUGGUCAAUGACCCCCGGGUCUUGUACGCCUUCUUCGUCUUCCUGGUGCUACAGCGGUCAUUUCUAUUCACCAUGUUCGCUGCUUACAUCGCUGCCAUCUUCCCUAGCUGUUACCUGGGCAGUCUGCUUGGGAUCGCCAUCUUCACCGCUGGGGUCAUCUCAUUCUUCCAGUACGCCCUCUUCGCUUGGCUGGAGACUGGCGGACUUUUACAGGUGAACAUCUUUCUGUUGGUGUUGGCGUGUGUCACAUUAGUUCAUCCCCUGUACCAGUGGUGGGCGUGUCGUAGAGCGGAGGUCAGACAGUUCGUGGAUUCGAACCCGCAGAUGACAGGACAGGAGUAGGUAGAGUGAACCAGGUGCCACACGGAGGCCUGGAGUCACACUAGGUCCUGGUCACUAUAGAGACCAUUAGUAAAUCUCAGGAUUGGAUACAGUUCCCAAAACAGUCCACUUAAAAUUGACAGCUUAUCUGUAGAAGAUGACCUGCUAGUGGCAUGUUCACUUCCAGCUAGUUAGAACACAUCACGGGGUUCUGUGGGUUGGUUAGUCGAUGUCAAUCGAGAUCUUGAAAUCCAAAAAUAGUAGAAGAUAAACCUCCAUUUAAAAGACGAAAGGCAAACUUGUGACUUACACCCGAAGAAAGUUAACCUUUUGAAUCUCUGUUGUUGACAUAAGCAGCAGAUGUAAUGAUGCUCAAGGGCAGGGGUCUCCAAACUUUUUAGUCCGAGGGCCGCAUUGACUAUCAAAUUUCAGUUCGGGGGCCAGUUUCUUCCUGGCAUGUCUUUGAUUUUUCUGGGCAAAGUUCCUCAGCCAUCACCUAUCAACGUUUUUUCCGUGGACAAAAAGAUCUCCGCGGGCCGGAUGAGAGGACCUCGCGGGCCGCAUCCGGCCCGCGGGCCGUAGUUUGGAGACCCCUGCUCAAGGGGACUGAAAUUUCGAUAGAAAGGAGCCUGGCGAUUUAUUACAUGAUGAAAUACCACGGAUAGACAUUCAAAAGUUAAAUAUUUACAUACAAUAAAAUUUAU
Physella acuta is the source of this 2223-nucleotide messenger RNA. RefSeq names its product equilibrative nucleobase transporter 1. Lineage: Eukaryota; Metazoa; Mollusca; Gastropoda; Physidae. The record is from RefSeq and is a predicted model, not a curated record.